This is a messenger RNA of Scutellospora calospora, 564 nucleotides long. Lineage: Eukaryota; Fungi; Glomeromycota; Glomeromycetes; Diversisporales; Gigasporaceae. The record is from the annotation of a GenBank genome assembly.
ACUGUUGCCAUCACAUUACGUAUUUUCAUGGUUCCUGAAGAGUUUGCUGAUUCUAGGGUUCAUUGGAUUGAAAUUGAUAAAUUUAAACGAUUUUUAAAACCUUAUGAAAAAGCCGUAUUUGUACGUGAUUGUGAUAAAGCUGUCGUAAUUAGGAAACCUGCUCAAAAGACUGAGGAACAAAUGGAUUCGACUCAAAUCACAAAUGAGACAAGAAUACUUACUAAUGGUCAUGAUGAUGCUGAAGUUUCUGAAAUGUUAUUUUGUGAUUGUGGUUGGCCAUAUAAUUUAAUGAUACCAAGAGGCAGAAAAGAAGGAUUAAAUUUUAAAAUUAUUGUUUUUAUUACUGAUGGUACUGAUGAUUUAGUUCCUACUUAUGAUGAUUGUGGUAGUACUUUACUUUGUGGUGCUCAUUAUUGGAAUGAUAAAAUUCCAGAUAUUAGACCUUUAGGAUAUCCAUUUGAUAGACCUUUUAAAAAUAAUUCUUAUAAACAAACUUUUGAUGGAUUAAGAAACGUUGCUAUUAGAGAUUUUACUAUUGUAUGGACUGAUACUGAUUUUCGAGAA